AUGGCGGAAUCUAUCGAAAUAGUCGAGCAAAUAGAUAAAUGUAACUUCAAUAGAGAAUGUGCAGUUUGCCUUCAGAAAUGCGUACAUCCAGUUCAACUGCCCUGCGGCCACGUAUUUUGCUUUUUGUGUCUCAAGGGCUUCGCCAAUCAGAACAGGAAAUGCGCCAUGUGCAGACAGGAAAUACCGAGGGACUCCAUCGAUCAACCCCAUCUUCUCGAACCUGUACUUAUAGAUAAAUUGGAAACCUUCGACGAUGGUUAUCAGUGGUUCUACGAAGGCAGAAAUGGUUGGUGGCAAUACGAUGAAAGAACCAGCAAGGAUUUAGAAGUUUCCUACAAGAAUAACGAAAAGACUUCGGAAUUGCUGAUUGCCGGCUGUUUGUACAUAAUAGAUUUAGAAAAUAUGUUGCAAAUUAGACGAAACGAUCCAUCUAGAAGGCGUAGAAUAAAAAGAGAUUACUCGACGGUACCUAGAAAGGGCGUUGCCGGUCUACAUCAGAGCAGCCAAACAUUCCAUGUAAAUGAUAAUGUAGCAACAAGUAGCAAAGAUUCCACUGUAAAUGCUAGCACAGCUAACGCAGAUAGCACCGAAGCAGAAGAUGGUGAUACAGACGAUUUGGAACGGCAAUUGCGUGGUAUUAUUUUACACGAUCAUUAG
This is a messenger RNA of Phyllotreta striolata, 657 nucleotides long. The record is from the annotation of a GenBank genome assembly. Lineage: Eukaryota; Metazoa; Arthropoda; Insecta; Coleoptera; Chrysomelidae.